This is a messenger RNA of Dentiscutata erythropus, 1143 nucleotides long. The record is from the annotation of a GenBank genome assembly. Lineage: Eukaryota; Fungi; Glomeromycota; Glomeromycetes; Diversisporales; Gigasporaceae.
AUGUCUUCUAACAUAAAGAAGCCGAUAAGUAGCCGAACAAGUAAAGUCGUUGCUACCGCUGACUCUUAUUUUCAAUAUGCGAAGGAGAUAGUUAUUUCUAGGUCUUGGGAGCCAUUACUUCACUUUGCACAAAAUACUAUCUUAUCCUUGAUGUCUAAGAUCGACUAUGGUUAUCUUCGCGUUUUAAGUCCCGACUGUAUCUACGAAUUCGGUCCUAAAGAUUCAACGUUACGAGUCAAUAUCAAAAUCAUUAAUGAUUCUUUUUGGGGUUUUGCCGAAGCAUACAUGAUUGGCGAUGUAACUUGUGAUGACUUACCAACACUUAUCAAGAUGUUUGCUAGCUUUCUUAGCAGUGAUAUGACUUAUUCGAGUGCUGUUUUUGAAAGUGAGAAUGAUACAUUGGAGGAUGCUCAAUAUCGUAAAUUAAGAAUGAUAAUUAAGAAGGCAAAGAUUUGCAAAGAUGAUCAUUUACUGGAGAUUGGAAGUGGGUGGGGUUCUUUGGCCAUUGAACAAAAAAACUUGGCCGAAGAACGGAUUGCAAAAGCUGGCUUAUCAUCAAACAUUGAAGUACUACUUUGUGAUUAUCGUAAUUUACCUGCAUCACAUCAAUAUGAUAAAAUUAUAAGUAUAGAAAUGAUUGAAGCUGUUGGACCAGAGUAUUUAACAACUUAUUUUGAAUGUUGUGAUAAAUUUUUAAAAGAACAGGGUGGUAUUGGUGUAUUUCAAGUCAUUACAAUGCCAGAGACUAGAUACUCUAGAUAUUGUAGAGAAGUUGACUUUAUUAGAAAAUAUAUUUUCCCAGGCGGUCAUUGUCCUACAGUAACAACUUUAGUUCAAGCAAUUAACAAGGGUUCUCGUGGUCGUCUUAUAGUUGAUGAUAUAGAAAACAUUGGACCUCAUUAUGCACGUACUUUAAAACUUUGGCGCUUGAAAUUCCUAGAAGUUUUUGAAGAACAUAUUAGACCUGCGUUAAUACGUAAUUGGCCAGAAAUGAAGAACGAUGAAAUAGAAAUAUUUAAACGGAAAUGGGAAUUUUAUUUCGCUUAUUGUGAAGGUGGAUUUGUUUGUAGAAUUUUAGGAAAUGUACAAGUAGUUAUUACCAGAGAGGGUAAUGAAGCUUUCCUAGAGGGAAUACCCUUAUGA